GUUGGACUCAACUUAAUGAGAAACUUGCUCUAUCCAAAUGGAGCAAAAGUUUAUAAAUUGAGAAGCAAUCAUGAAAUACUUUUAGUUUCACACGAGCGGCGGGUCCUAACAUUUAUUGGAUGAUCCAUCUUAAUUUAGUUCAUUAAUAAUCAUGCUUAAAAUUUCGAUUUUAUUACUACUGUGUCUCUCGAGUGUCUAUUCAGGGACCGUGGAAAAGGACCCUAUAGAAAAAGAGACAGAUGCAGAGAAAUCGAAAAGACACGCUACUCAUCAAGAACCCUGUCCACCAGAAGAACAUAAUUCUCAAAUAUGGAAACCGGAAAUUAAACAAGACAUCAGUUACGUGAAACCAUUGUCAACUGGAUGGCAACCAAAAUCAAGUGGAUGGGAUCAACAAAAGUGGCAACCACCUUCAUUGGGAUGGCAACCAAAAUCAUCAGGAUGGGAUCAACAAAAGUGGCAACCAAUGCUAACUGGAUGGCAACAACCCAAAUGGCAACCAGCUUCAUCUGGAUGGCAACCUAAAUCAUCUGGAUGGGAUCAACAAAAAUGGCAACCAGCAACUAGCGGAUGGCAGCCAAAAUCAUCAGGAUGGCAACCAAAAUCAUCGGGAUGGGAACAACAAAAAUGGCAACCAGCAACAAGUGGAUGGCAACCAAAAUCAUCAGGAUGGGAACAACAAAAAUGGCAACCAGCGUCUAGUGGAUGGCAACCAAAAUCAUCAGGUUGGGAUCAACAAAAAUGGCAACCAGCAUCUAGCGGAUGGCAGCCAAAAUCAUCUGGAUGGCAACCAAAAUCAUCAGGAUGGGAACAACAAAAAUGGCAGCCAGCAUCCACUGGUUGGCAACCAAAAUCCUCAGGAUGGCAACAACCUAAAUGGCAACCAAUGUCAUCUGGAUGGCAAUCAAAAUCAUCUGGUUGGCAAUCUCAAUCAUCAGGUUGGCAACAAUCAAAAGUCAAUAUACACAAACCAAUGUUUGAAUAUGCACCAAUGUAUCAUCAACCAAUGAUUCAUAAACCCUGGACUCCAAGUGUAAAAAUACCAUGUCCUGAUCCAUGUAAACCAUCAUCACAUGGUGCAUCAAUUCAUUAUGCUCCAUUGCCACCAAUGCAUCAUAUUAAAAUACCUCAAAUAAAUUAUAUUAAACCACAAAUUCAUCCUCCUGUUCAUAUACCACCUGUACAGAAUAAAGUUUGGGAGGAACCUUGUGAUUGAGAUGUUACUCAAAUGAUGGCUGUUUUUUCACUGGCUUUUUUUUGCAUCAUCAAUCAAGGUCUAUUGAAAAAGAAUCUUGUAUUAUCAUCAGAAUAAAAAUUGUUUUUUUUAUCGUUUUGAUUCUAAUGCAUCACACAAAACGCUUAUUUAUUUUCUAUUGAAAUGUAUUUUUUACAUACACACAUACAUACAUUGAUAUGUACGAUUUAGUCAUAAUUUUAUAUUUAUUUACACGAUCCUGAUGCAGAUGAUCAUGCAACGAAUAAAGAGAUAUCCCAACA
Leptopilina boulardi is the source of this 1497-nucleotide messenger RNA. RefSeq lists its product as uncharacterized. The coding region runs from base 152 to 1216 and encodes 354 amino acids. Lineage: Eukaryota; Metazoa; Arthropoda; Insecta; Hymenoptera; Figitidae. The record is from RefSeq and is a predicted model, not a curated record. The transcript is spliced from 3 exons.